This is a messenger RNA of Anguilla anguilla (European eel), 2485 nucleotides long. Its product is annotated as protein mono-ADP-ribosyltransferase PARP12-like. The coding region runs from base 23 to 1390 and encodes 455 amino acids. NCBI's taxonomy places the organism in Eukaryota, Metazoa, Chordata, Actinopteri, Anguilliformes, Anguillidae. The transcript is spliced from 9 exons. The record is from RefSeq and is a predicted model, not a curated record. Gene Ontology annotation, molecular function: metal ion binding.
GCUAGCUGCACCUUCGGUUAGUAUGGCUGACAUGUCUGUGCUGGUCUCUGACUUCAUUACUAGGAAACUCUGUCAAAACGAGGGAUGUUUAGACUAUGGACAGUUGUAUCAGACAAUAUGCGACAAUAUUCGCCCGAUAAGCGGAGAUCCGCAGGAGAUGCUCUUCGACGUCCUUACUAAAAACAGUAGGUUUGUCAUCGUUGAAGGCAAAGAGGAGACGGAUGCCGGUUGUUCCAUGGCCCCGGACAGCCUUGUUGUCCCUAAGACUUCGCUGCGUCUUUGCCAGCGUCUCCCAGGAAACUGUGACAACUGCGGUGAUCUGCACCUGUGCAGAUAUUUUGUAUGCGGUUUCUGCAGGUACAGGAAGAAAUGUAAGAACUGCCACGACCUGAACUCUGACUAUAACAUGGCGGUUCUGAAGAGAGAGGGCUUGCAGAAGCUGGAGCAGGCAGAAUUGUUCCUGCUCCUGCUUCAGAAUGACUCGUAUCUACUGCCAGAGGUCUGCAUGCAUUACAACAGGGGUGCAGGACAGCACGGGGACUGCCGGUUUAAGGGAGAAUGCACCAACCUCCACAUCUGCAUGGAGUUCCUCUUGGGGAAGUGCCAGUCCAAUGGCUGCAGACGAGCCCACAAGUUUGACCCCAAGGCCACAAAAAUUCUGAGUGGCAGAGGCAUCAGUCCAGAGAACAGAAGCAUUCUGCACAGGAUCUAUAGAAACCGGUACCUGAUCACCAGCAGUAUGAAGACAUCAAAGAAACCAACUACAGAGCAGUCCUGUCUGCGGUCAAAGAACACCAGCACCGUGAAAGAAGCAGACAAGAAAACAAUCUGCCUCUUCUUCAUUCGCAACCAGUGUACCUACGAAGAGAAGUGUAACAAUGUUCACUUCCACCUGCCUUACAAAUGGCAGACGUUGGUCCAUGAGGACUCCACCUGGACAGACCUUCCCAACAUUGAGGAUAUUGAAAAGGAUUACUGCAACCCAGAAAAUGACACCAGCACGGGGUAUAUUACCGUGGACUUCCGCACCAUGAUGUAUGGCUCAGCCAAAGUCCGACGACUCUCCACAGUUUCCUCGGUUACCAAACCUGCAGAUUUCAUCCUCACCACCGAAUGGCUGUGGUACUGGAAGAAUGACCAAGGACAGUGGACUCAGUACCAGCAUGAGGUCAGCGGAAAAGCACCAUGUUCCAUCACUUCAAAGAACCUGGAAGUUGCCUUUCAAGACGAUGCCAACAGUGCUGUUUUGCUCAGCAAGGGGGAUCAGCGUUAUGUCCUCAGUUUUAAAGGAAUGCAUGAGCUGAGCAUCGAGCUUCAGACGAAACGAGAGGUUCGAAGGAGGCCCCGGUUCCUCUCUGCGCUGGAGGUGAAGAAAAUAUUGGAGAGCUGAGUUCCAUGGAUUGAUGGCUCCUCCUGGACUCAAGACUCAAGAACAAAGAUGUUUUUUUUCUGCCUUGGCCCAUGCUGGCCUUCUACAGGCACUGAAUAUUGCUGUGGCCACAGUUGUAUGGACGAUGAAACCAGUCAUUUUUUGGUUAAUUCUGUCACCAAGCGCCAGGCUUAUCUGCAUUACUGUUAGUAAAGUGUGUGUGUUUUUGUACCCUAGGGAAAGCACUGCACUAAAUCAUGAUUUCUUUGUCAGAGUAGCUCAUUUAUACACAGGCACUAAACAGAACUUUUUGCAUGCACUUACAAUGAUUUGAGAUCAUUUUGUGGGGGGGGGGGGGGGGGGGGGGGAUAUUUAUCUAUUUUUGACUGGAACAAUAAUUAACAAAGUAACACUGUAAGCACUUUUGGUCUGUCUGUCUUAUGCCAUGGUUUUAUUACUGUCAAAAAGGUUUGACUGAAUGAUGGUUUUGUUGUAUAAUAAUUAAUGAUGAUUGUUUUUUCUUUCUUCUUCUUGUAUUUACAGCUUUAUGCUUGAUAAGGAAAACGAAAUGUGACGUUACUAACAUUUUUGGCAAAAACCUUUUCUGAAAAUUUAGAUUAGUUUUUAUUGCAUUAACGACAGGUAGCAACUAACUUCAGUUACUAUGAAAACAUGAAGUAAGAUCAUAUUUUGUACAUUUUUCCUGUUGGCUAUUACUGAUUUACUUGGUCUAACACUAAAUCAUGGCACAGUAAAUUAUUUUUCCACAUUAUGUGAAAUACUAACCUUUGUUUUUGUGUUAGCAUUUGUUUCCAUAUGUUGUCACUCCUCGUAUUUCUUUGUAUUCGUUUACUGCCUCAGUAAAUUGACUAUUUCGUUCUAUUAUACUAGCCUACAUUGUGACAUUUGUUUGCUGAACGCCUAUCAUGAAUCACGAACUGUUUGACGUAGAUUUCUGAAAGUGGAAUGGGUGAGUCCCGCAUUCACUGCAUGCUUACGCUAUUUUUAUCUAGGUUUCGGUUCUGUGAAAAUGAAGGAAUUGUGCGUGCGAGUCUUUCAGGUGGGGUGUUUAGAUUCUGAAUAAUGUAACACAAAAUAAACAAACAAACAAAAAGA